AUGGGUCUGUUUAGUAGAGAGAAAUCCAACGAGAACGCAGCUCCAGCAGUUUCUCAAGGGGAUUCUAAAAUCACGGACCAGUUGAAGGGCCAAAUCAAGCAGGAAAUAGCAGUAGCAAAUGCCACCGAGCUUGUAAGCAAAGCCUCCGAAAGUUGUUUCAACCUGUGCUUACAAAAACCAUACAACACCAAUAACGAUACGUGUAUAGAUCAAUGUCUGGCCAAAUACCUGCGGAGCUGGAACAUCAUCUCCAAGACGUACGUCAGCAGGAUCCAAGAGGCCGCUAAUGCCGGGGAGAUUUAA
Messenger RNA from Huiozyma naganishii CBS 8797, 303 nucleotides. RefSeq names its product protein translocase subunit TIM13 (gene TIM13). The record is from RefSeq and is a predicted model, not a curated record. Lineage: Eukaryota; Fungi; Ascomycota; Saccharomycetes; Saccharomycetales; Saccharomycetaceae. Bases 1 to 303 code for a protein of 100 amino acids. The transcript has a single exon.